AUGCUGUUCGCCCGCUCUGCCCUGCGCAGCUCGCCGCUCCUGGCCACCUCGGUCUCGCGGCGCGCCCUGUCGACCAAGCCCGUGUCGCUCCUCACGCCCGCCGAGCUGCGCGAGCUCCUCGCCUCGUCGAGCCCGCCCGUCGUCCUCGACGCGAGCUGGCACAUGCCCAAUGCCGAGCGGUACGCGUUCCGCGAGUGGCGGCACAAGCGCAUCGAGGGAUCUGGCUUCUGGGACGUGGACCAGAUCGCGACCAAGUCGGACAAGGGCGUGCCGCACAACAUGCCCUCGACCGAGCAGUUCGAGGAUGCGUGCGGCCGGCUGGCGAUCAAGCGCGACGACCACGUCGUCGUGUACGACUCGGUCGGCGUCUUCUCGUCCCCAAGGACAGCGUUCACGUUCAAGCACUUUGGCCACGAGCGCGUCUCGGUCCUCGACGGCGGCCUCCCGCGGUGGAUCGCCGAGGGCAACCCGAUCGACGAGCAGCGCCCGAUGAACCCGAACCCGCACGAGCUCGAGGGCACGGGCCAGCGCGCCGAGUACCGCCCCAUCCUCUCCGAAAUUAUGUUCGCUGGCAAGCCACGUAUCGAGAGCUACUUCAUUGCCGACAUUGAGGAGGAGUUCACCGAGUACAAGGUCGAGGCGGUCCGGGACGACGUGCGGCAGUGGGAGGACGUCGACGCCAACAUCGCCAAGGGCGACAAGGGCGCCGUCGUCGUCGACGCUCGGCCAGCAGGACGCUUCCACGGCACCGAGCCCGAACCUCGCGAGGGCCUCGAGAGCGGCCACAUGCCCCUCGCCGCGUCCGUCCCCUUCUCGACCGUCCUGAGCCCCGAGUCGUCGACCUCGCCGCCGUACAAGACGCUCCUGCCGCCCGCCGACCUCGACAAGGUGUUCUCGGACGCGCUCGGCGCCGAGCGGUGGGCGCUCGUCAAGCAGGGCGACCGCCCCGUCAUCGGCACGUGCGGCAGCGGCAUGACGGCCGCCGUCCUGUGGCUCGCGCUGCAGCGUGCUGGGGCACCGCCCAUCGACAUCUACGACGAGAGCUGGACUGGGUACGCGCAGCGCGCCGAGAGCAAGAUCGUCAAGGACUGAAGGGGGGAUCGAUUGCAAUGCCCAUAGACUUGGUUCGUAGACGCACG
Rhodotorula graminis WP1 is the source of this 1139-nucleotide messenger RNA. RefSeq lists its product as uncharacterized. Gene Ontology annotation, cellular component: mitochondrion. Bases 1 to 1092 code for a protein of 363 amino acids. Lineage: Eukaryota; Fungi; Basidiomycota; Microbotryomycetes; Sporidiobolales; Sporidiobolaceae. The transcript is spliced from 5 exons. The record is from RefSeq and is a predicted model, not a curated record. Gene Ontology annotation, molecular function: thiosulfate-cyanide sulfurtransferase activity. Gene Ontology annotation, biological process: transsulfuration.